UAAUUAGCAGUGGUAGAGAUUGAUAACUAACUAGUACUAGGUAGAAGUCAUGGUGGGGAGAAUGCCCCUCCUCGCGGGAAUUAUUUAAAGCCCGCCGGCCCCUCUCGCUCCAGUCUGACUUCCUCUCCCUUUGUUGACCUUCAACUGUUCUCUACCCGAAAUCAAUCCAUCGCCAGAACUUAUUUUCAUCCCAUCAUCCCAUCUAGUCAAAAUGCCUGGUCCUGGUUUCAAGGCUGGUGACAGCUUCCCCGCUGACGUUGUCUUCUCCUACAUCCCCUGGUCUGAGGAGAAGGGCGACAUCACUGCCUGUGGUAUCCCCAUCAACUACUACGCCUCCAAGGAGUGGGCCGACAAGAAGGUCGUCCUCUUCUCUCUUCCCGGUGCUUUCACCCCCGUCUGCUCCGCCAGACACGUUCCCGAGUACGCCGAGAAGCUCCCUGAGCUCAAGGCCAAGGGUGUCGAUGUCGUUGCUGUUCUCGCCUACAACGACGCCUACGUCAUGAGCGCCUGGGGCAAGGCCAACGGUGUUACCGGAAACGACUUCCUCUUCCUCUCCGAUCCCGAGGCCAAGUUCUCCAAGAGUGUCGGCUGGGCCGAUGACGAGGGUCGCACUUACCGCUAUGGUCUCAUCAUCGACCACGGCAAGAUCACCUACGCCGCCAAGGAGCGCGAGAAGAACGUCCUCGAGGUUUCCGACGUCAACACCAUCCUCAAGCACCUGUAAAUACUUCACAAAGAAUAGACCUAGAAUGGCUUAGACCCUAGACGCGGGAUCUCGUGUGGGGGAUAAUGAGCUGCUGAGCAAAUGCUCGGCAUGCAUGACCAGUAGUUCGAUUUCCAUAGAGAUUGAAUACAAUUUAUUGAUGAAGCUAUGGUCACCGUCUACCCAAUCCAGUAGGAUGAUGUCAAUCCCGCAGCAUGCAGUUGCAUCCGAGUCAGAAAACGAAGAACAAGGCACCAAGCUGCUUGACUUUAUUAUUGGUGUACCUGUGGCUGCAAGGAGGACUGUG
Molecule: messenger RNA, 1010 nt
Organism: Monascus purpureus
Lineage: Eukaryota; Fungi; Ascomycota; Eurotiomycetes; Eurotiales; Aspergillaceae
Source: the annotation of a GenBank genome assembly